AUGGUACAGAUGGGUAAGUCAGCCUUCAUUUCUACAUGCACGAGUCACUCCCACGACCCCAAGCGAAACAUUCCUUUGCGAGAACGGCGACCCAACGGCAACGACAACAGCGACAGCCGCCAGCACAUUAGGGAUGAGGAAGAAUUCCACUACCUGGUGUACUCGGCCGAUCAUGAAGAGGAGGAUCGCAUAAGUCGUCUUCAAGAAUACCAGGUCAUCGGGCGCCACUUGCCCACGGACGCCAACCCGACCCCCAAGCUGUACCGCAUGCGUAUCUUCGCACCCAACACCGUGGUCGCCAAGUCCCGCUUCUGGUACUUCCUCAUGAAGCUGCGAAAGGUCAAGAAGUCCAACGGCGAGAUUGUGUCUCUGAACGUCAUCCACGAGAAGCGCCCUCUCAAGGUCAAGAACUUUGGUAUCUGGAUCCGUUACGAUUCGCGCUCCGGCACCCACAACAUGUACAAGGAGUACCGUGAGAUGAGCCGCACCGAUGCCGUGGAGGCUCUGUACCAGGAUAUGGCCGCCAGACAUCGUGCCCGUUUCAGGUCCAUUCACAUCCUCAAGGUCGUCGAAGUCGCCAACCCCAACGACGUCAAGCGACCAUACAUCAAGCAGCUGAUCUCCAAGAACCUCAAAUUCCCUCUUCCUCACCGCAGCACCGGCUCCAAGAAGCUGUUUGUCCCCAACCGACCGAGCACGUUUGCAUAA
Messenger RNA from Exophiala spinifera, 708 nucleotides. RefSeq lists its product as uncharacterized. Gene Ontology annotation, molecular function: structural constituent of ribosome. The transcript is spliced from 3 exons. Gene Ontology annotation, biological process: translation. Gene Ontology annotation, cellular component: cytosolic large ribosomal subunit; ribosome. Bases 1 to 708 code for a protein of 235 amino acids. NCBI's taxonomy places the organism in Eukaryota, Fungi, Ascomycota, Eurotiomycetes, Chaetothyriales, Herpotrichiellaceae. The record is from RefSeq and is a predicted model, not a curated record.